GCUGCUGCUGCUGCCUCUGCCCGCUGUGUGGACGGGGACCAGUUAAAAAAUUGUGCGCAAACAGGCAGUGUGUGCGGCUCCUUCAUUGUCCGGGAGCAUCAUCCUGUACGAGAAGCUCCUACUGGACUGGAAACUCCGGUGCCGUUCUGAUUCUGAUUAAGGUGUUUGGGAAGAGGAGGAGUGCAACCAACGUGUGGCAACGACGCAAAACAGAGGUGUUUCAGAAAUCGUUCCGAGUGUGGUGUUCCGUGGUGGUGUUGUGGAGUGUUCGAACCUGCUGCAAGCCGCGCUCGGCCCGCUCGGCCCGCUCAGCCCGCUCGGCUCGGUGACGACUGCGACGGGAUCGCUGCACUUGCCCGUUUGCUCGGAGGUAGCUGCAAGAAAAUCCGUGAACUCCACAAUGUGGUGCACACCGAUUUUCUGUCGCGCUCCGUCGUUAGGCGGCCCGAGCCAGCGAGCGAGCGAGUCAGCGACAGCAGUGGCAACGGAAGCGGCAGCGGCAGUGUCGAGCAGUGUCAACCUUUAUUUUGUUCCGUGCCCGUGCGACCCGACCCGAGCGAUGGCUUGGUCUUCCUCGGUCCGACUGAUCGGACCGAAGUGAUUACACAGUGCGAACAGUCAUUUCGGGUAGCGACGCCACGCCACGGAGCAGCGCACCGAGGCUUACCGAUGUCGUCGAAGCGCAAAUCACCGCCGAACAAGCUGUCGAACGCGGUCACGGUCGAGAAAAACAACUUCGCGACCAAGAUAUCGCUCAAGAAUGAGGAGCUCAUCAAGUCGUCGCCGGUGAAGGAGCUGAACUGUGCGUUCGACACCAACUUCAUCGCGAUGCAGAAGAUGAGCGCCGACCCGAAGUUUCUCCGACACGACGAUCUGCUCGGGGGCGGUGGCAUCCCCCACCGGCACGGCAACACCACCGAGCAACACAACAAUGCUGGCGGCGGCCCGCUCGAGCACGACUUCCACUACAACCUGCCGUUCCUGAACGUGGCCAGCUACAUCUUGAAGGGAUCCGAUCCGACGGGCCUGACCAAGGCGGACAAUUUUCAGCUGACGAUGAACCUGGGCAGCCUGAACAUUUCGAACAGCCAGCACGCCGGCCUGCCCGGGUCGCCCGGGUCACCGACGGCCGCGGUCGCCGCGCCCACACCGCCCCCACGGCUCGCUGGCGCUGGCGGCGUAACGGCAGCCGUACCGCAUCAACCACCCCGGAAGCUGAACAAUAUGACCCUGAAUCAUCUUAAGUCGAUCGUCGACAACUUCGACUGCCUGAACAACAACAUAAACGACAAGAGCAGCUACGGUGACAGCGCUGCCAGCACCACCCAACACAACAACAAUAGCUGCCCGCCGACGGUGCCGGCUGAGGAGUGUACGCUGGCGACAGACGGGCCUCCGGCGGGCCACCAACUCCACCAGCAGCACCAGCAGCUGAACAAUCGCGGCUACACGGCCAAGAACAAUCUGGAGAACUUCCGCACGCAGCUGGACGAGCGCAUCACCAACCUGCAGCUCAGCAUGAGCGAGAUCUAUCUGAUGCGCCUGAACCUGAGCCUGCUCGACUUUCCCAACGAGAUCCCGAACACGCUGCUGCACGAUCGGAACAACAGCAACCGGCCGACCGGCGCCGGGGACGAGCAGGCGACACCGAACAUGAACUGUAGUUCCUCGCAGAACAACAUCAAGCUCAUCAAAAGAAGUUUCAAGGAGUCGCUGUACGAAAAGGAGAAGAACAUCAACCGGCUGAUCAUGUACUUCACGAUCUGGCGCGAGAUGCUGCAGAAGGCAGAAUUUGGUGAACACAGGGUGAAGCACAAGCAGAACAACAAUUUCAAAGGUGCCACCGGCGAGCCCUGCGCUGGUGGCGGCCCUGGCGGCACUGGCGGCUGUCCUGAUGGCCGAGCUCCGUUCGCCGGCGGCUCGCCGGCCCAUCCCGCCACAUCAUUCCCGGCGGCUGCAGCGACGUCUUCGGCCGCCCUGUUGAAUGUAAGCCCAAGCUUGAUCGGGGGGCCGGCCGCCGCCACCGCCACGGUAGACUGUGAUAGUGUGGGGAACGAGUCGCACGAGCCGGAGAACUGCAUACGCCGAUACCAAAACAUCUUUCAAUCGCUGGCCAGCAAGCUGCCAGUCCCGCCCGUCUGCUCGUACACGUCUGCUGGCGUCGGUGGAGGUGGAGGGCGCAAGAACCCUCGCAAACGGCAGCAACCGCAGCAGGCGACGGCGGGCGACGCGACUGACAGAUCGACGGAACAGAUGGCGGCUGCGGCAGCGGCGGCGGCUGCGGCGGCGGCGGCAGCCGUGCUGGCGAAACAGCCCCUGCUGUCGGUCGGGCUACCGAACUGCCCGACGGCGCCCAGCCUGGCGGCCCUGUACGACCAAAACUACGAUGGGAAGGGGCAGCAGGACGAGGGCCGAAACCAAAGGUACGCGAAGGAACCGGACGCACCGAUCAACCUGUCCAAGCGGAAGCUGUCCUGCGAGAGCCCGGGCCUGCCGGCGCUCGAGCUGAGCAACGGUGCUAAGCCGGGCGGCGGCGGCGAUGGGCGGCCGUUCGGGGCGGCUGGCUCGCUGUUCGGGGCGUGCGGGGACGUGGACGAGCUCGGGCACCGAUUGGAGCUGAUGCCGCCCGGGGCGGCUGUGGCGCUGCUCGAGCAGGACACGGACAAGUACUUCGGGCACCACAAAUCCAAGCGCGAGCGGCUCGAGCUGGACGAUCGGAACGACCGUCUGUACGAGUAUGGGGCGGACGGGGGUGGUGGCGCCGGUGGGCUGCACGCGAAGCAUGCCAAGCAGCUGGCGCUAGCGUACCAUCACCACCACCACCAGCAGCAGCAUCAGCAGUCGCCGAGCCCGCACCACCACCAGGGUAGCCCGGAGGAGAAGCAAGGGCCGACGGGGCUGCUCGGGGAGCCGGUGCAUGGCGGUGGCGCCGGUGGCGGCUAUCCGCUCGCGCAACAGUUCUUCAUGAGUGCGGCGGCGGCGGCGGCCGCAGCCGCCUCGACGGAUGGCGGAGGGAACGGGGUGUCGGUGGCGACGGUGGGCGGGCUGUCGCCGUUCAGCAGUAACGCCGCCAUGAUCGACAACAUGAACCGCCACCUGAUGCAGCGCCAGCAAUCGAUGGCGGCGGUCGCGGCCGUCAGCGGUGGCGUCGGAGGUGGCGGCGGCGCAGGUGGUGGCGGCGGUGGAGGCGGUGGGCCGGGUGCCGGGAUGGGACCGGGUGGCGGCGGCGGCGGCAAGAAAGAGAAGACGAUCGGACUCGGGGCGCUCGACCUGGGCCCGGACCUCGGCCCCGCCGGUCGCAGCCGGUCGUCCAGCACCGAGAAGAACCACAUCAAGCGGCCCAUGAACGCGUUCAUGGUGUGGGCGAAGGACGAGCGGCGCAAGAUACUGAAGGCGUGCCCGGACAUGCACAACUCGAACAUCUCGAAGAUCCUGGGCGCCCGCUGGAAAGCGAUGACGAACCUGGAGAAGCAGCCGUACUACGAGGAGCAGGCGAAGCUGUCGAAGCAGCACAUGGAGAAGCACCCGGACUACCGGUACCGGCCGCGGCCGAAGCGGACCUGCAUCAUCGACGGCAAGAAGAUGCGCAUCUCCGAGUACAAGUGCUUGAUGAAGAACCGCCGCCAGGAGAUUCGUCAGUUCUGGACGCGCGACUACGACUGCGGCACCGACCAGAAGUGCCCGCUGAAGCCGGACGGCACCGGCAAGCUGAUCAAGAACGAGGCCAUGUAGAGUGCACCGCACAGGGACGCGAGCCUAGCAACCUCUCUCGCGCCAUCCCGUGGUGUCGCUAAUCCCGCUAAUAAUGCCCAGAGUGAUUUCGCCAUGUAACGCCAUGCUAACACACGAUCACGCACACGUUUCCACACAUUCUUACACAAUCACCACGAGAGGAA
Anopheles bellator is the source of this 3896-nucleotide messenger RNA. RefSeq lists its product as uncharacterized. The record is from RefSeq and is a predicted model, not a curated record. NCBI's taxonomy places the organism in Eukaryota, Metazoa, Arthropoda, Insecta, Diptera, Culicidae. The coding region runs from base 670 to 3732 and encodes 1020 amino acids. Gene Ontology annotation, cellular component: nucleus. The transcript has 5 exons. Gene Ontology annotation, biological process: cell fate commitment; regulation of transcription by RNA polymerase II. Gene Ontology annotation, molecular function: DNA-binding transcription factor activity, RNA polymerase II-specific; RNA polymerase II cis-regulatory region sequence-specific DNA binding.